Molecule: messenger RNA, 1869 nt
Organism: Stylonychia lemnae
Lineage: Eukaryota; Ciliophora; Spirotrichea; Sporadotrichida; Oxytrichidae
Source: the annotation of a GenBank genome assembly
AUGAGCAAAUUAUAGCAAAGCUUGACUUUCCUGCUUUAUCUGAUACCUUAUCUGAACUCAUCACUAAUCAACAAAUAUGAAGGGUUUGAUCCAUAAUUGAGUGACUUUAAACUUCCAGAGAUCAAUUAGAAUCUUCUAAAAGAUGCAAAUAGAUACUCAGAAUUUUAAAAUGAAAAUUAGAUGUUGAAUCUUACAAUAAACUACACAAAUAUUGACUUUACAGUCAAUAUUGAUCUCAAUAAUUAAGCCUCUGUAAAAACCUAGUUCAACUCAAUUGAAUCAUUGAAAUCUACUAAGGAAGAAUAUGUAAGACUUACACCGCCUAUUUUCUGCAAGAUCAUACCGAAAAUAAUGAAUUAUACUAUCCUUAACGGCACAAAUGAUUUAAUUCUUCAAAGAGAUUCCCCUCAUACAGUAAUUGUUUUAAGUGAUUUGAUUAUAAAUCUGAUCGAAAGAGAGCCUCUAUUCUAAAUGCUUUAACUUUAGUAAAAUCAAAGCUACAAGCGUAAUAUUACGAUAACUGAGAUUAGAAAUUACACAUUCUAGGGAAACAAUUUGUUCAACAAAAGAUCGACUUUCUAGAAAAUAUUCAACCUCAACUCAGAUGAAUAUUUUGUAGCCGAGGAUGUGUUUGGUUAGCAAUACAUAAUGAAAAUGGAAAAACUUUAAUCACUUUAAAUGUACAGUUUCUCAGAGUAAAUAAAUAUUGCCUAUGUUGAAAAAAUAGAGACAUUUGUGGCUGAGAGUAAAUAUAUUGAAAGUCUGUUUAGUGGAACUGAGGUUAUGAAUAACAUUGGAAGUAAGAUACUUAAAAUCUAGAACUAUACUGACAUGAUUGAUAAGUAUUUUUACAAUCCAGAUACUAAGCAAGCAUUCUUUAUAGACAUAGCGAGAAAGUUAGUUAUCUAUGAUUUAAUAAUUGCUGUAUCCUAAAAUGAUGAUGGCAGUAAUUCAUAGAUCAACAUCACUGAAAUAGAGAAAGUCUAUGACUUUAUAAUACAAAAAGAGCAAAUAAUUCUAUUUAUUGACGAUGGGAAUCAGCUGGGCAUAAUAGAAUAUAAGAUUGAUGUAAAAAACAGGUAUCUAAAAUUAUUUAGAUAACAUUAAUAGUAUGACUGGCUGUAAAAGAAUUUAAUCUCCACUAUCAGAGUUGAUGAUUAGUACCUAUAUAUCUUAUCAAAGGAUUCCAUUUUAUAUGUUCUUCAAUACAAUUCAAACUUGAUAUUUAAGUCAAAAUACUUCGUGCUUUAACUGAAUUAAACAGACACUAUUUUACCCAUUGAAGUAUUGUCAGAGGAAGGAAUGAUUUUUGCAUAGGUGCAUUCACACUCAAGCACAUUCACUCUGCUCGCCCCUUUCAAUCACACAUCUGACAUUUUAAGAUGCUAAGCAUUUCCAAAGCCGAAUUAAUACAACAUUUAGGUGAGAUAAUACUCAAAUACUUGCAAUUUGAAAGAAUUAUCUGAGUAGGUUGAGGAGAAUUAAAAUUAUUAGAAGCUCUCAUAUUGUGUAGUAGAUUAAUACUACGUAGUAAAUGCGAGUUAUCCAGAACCUGAAACUAUUUUCACCAGUAAAACUACUAAAAACCUUGCAGUAAUCAUUGCAAUGUCAGUUAUUUUAGGGACAUUGUUCUUUGGUUCAGUUGCUUAUACAAUUUACAGAAAAACUAGAUAAGGGUGGUAUGAUGAAAACAAUAAUGAAAUUGCUGACACUGAUAGGAGAAAGCAAAAUCUCUAAAGAAUGCAAAACUAUCAUUAGCAAGACGAUGAUGAUGACAUUAUUAUAAGAUCUAGUUCAAGAAAUGCUAAUUUUAUCAGACCAGAUGGCUUUGAAAGAGUCUAAGAUAAUCAAAGUGCUAUUCAUUAUUGA